Messenger RNA from Gigantopelta aegis, 4473 nucleotides. RefSeq names its product endoplasmic reticulum resident protein 29-like. NCBI's taxonomy places the organism in Eukaryota, Metazoa, Mollusca, Gastropoda, Neomphalida, Peltospiridae. The coding region runs from base 42 to 794 and encodes 250 amino acids. The transcript is spliced from 5 exons. The record is from RefSeq and is a predicted model, not a curated record. Gene Ontology annotation, biological process: protein secretion. Gene Ontology annotation, cellular component: endoplasmic reticulum lumen; endoplasmic reticulum.
GUCGAUCACUUUGAUUCGUCCACAUCAUCACACAAGAAAGCAUGGCUGACAUGAGGGAGUUUGUUAUUGUUGCUUUGGCAAUUUUGGGUUGUAUCUGUCUUGUUCAAGGCGAAAUAGUCAAGGGUUCCGUACCUUUAAACUCUGGCGUCUUUGACAAAAUUAUAAGUAAGCAUAAAGUUGCUCUCGUAAAGUUUGACGAGACGUAUCCGUAUGGAGAAAAACAGGACGAAUUCAAGAAAGUUGCUGAGGCCAGCACUUCACAGCCAGAUCUUCUCAUUGCUGAAGUUCAAACUGCAGACUACGGUGAUAAAGACAAUGCAGACCUAGCUGAGAAAUUUGGUGUCAAGAAAGAGAAUCACCCAGUAUACAAGCUGUUCAUUCAGGGUCGCGAUGACCCGGUUGAUUACAAGGGCAACUCCAAAAAUGCUGAUGACAUCAAGAAGUUUAUCAUGAAAGAAUCAGGACUUUGGCUUGGACUGCCAGCUUGCCUGGAGGAGUUUGACAAAAUUGUGAAGGAUUUUUUUGCAGCCAAUGGAAAUAAAAGAAAUGAUAUUCUUGCAAAAGCAGAGGAGGUUGCAAAAUCUUUUACCACAGAGGACCAGAAAACGUCUGCUGAAAUUUACAUCAAGACUAUGAAGAAGAUCAUUGAGAAGGGAGACAACUUUAUUGAAAGUGAAAUAACAAGGGUAGAGAAGCUGAGAGAUGGGAAAGUUAGCGAUAGAAAGAAGGAGCAGCUUGGGAGUAGACUAAAUAUACUUACAUCAUUCCAAAUGAGCUUGAAAGAUGAACUUUGAUGUAUGAAAAUAUAAAGAUAGUUGACGCAUAAUUAGUUGAACAAUAUGCAUUUACAUUGUACAAGAUCAUUUUUAAUAAUUUCAUGUCAUUUAUACAUUUAACAUAAAAUAAGGUUUUAGAGCGUUAACAGUUAAAAUUUCUUAGUACAAUUAGAAUUGUGCUUUAAAAAAAGUUACAAAUAAAUAAAUCUUACUGUUCAUUGUUUACGUUAACAGUUAUGUUUUUGUAUUCAUCAGAGUUAUAGGAUUAAAAAAGAAAUAAUAUCAGUUGUAAGUUUCAUGUUUAUUAUGUUAAAUAUUGAUAAUAUUGUAUGUAUAUAUGUUGUUUAGUUACAAGUUGAGAUAUUAAUAUUCAAUUUUAGCUGUGUUUUGUAGAGCUUUUUUCAACUAGUUGAAAAUAAUUAAAGCUAUUUCUAAAUCUGUAAUCACCAGAUUCAGAAUAUUAAUUAUAAAAUAUUGAAACAUUAGUUUUUUUCCUGUGAUUGUGAAUUGAUUUCUUGUUUACAUUUUUCUAGAUUAUUUAUGAUUUGUAGAUUGGCUGUUCCACAAAUUUGAGAUAUCUUCAGUAUGUUACCACGCACUAGAAAUUGUACUUUAUUCAGCAGUUAGUAGUGUUUCACAGUUUGUUAAAAAAAAAAAAUCAUUGUGCUUUUCAAAGACUAGUUUUGUUAAUGUUUACUUAAGUAAUACAGUAAGUUUGAGAAUAUCUGUCUGUUCUGGUGUCUGUAUGAAUUGCAGAGAAACCUGGAUUUCUACAUUGAUUCUGUACAUUCAUAGUAAUUUCUAGUCUGUUAACAUCAUGUUGUGUACUAUGAUAUUGAACAAGUUAACAUUGCCUAUACAUUUUAUACAUUGUUGGUCCUAGCAUUUUAUAUACAUGUAUGUAUAUAUUGAUUUAUUAAAUAAUUAAAACAAAUAUUGGUAUUAUUUGGAGUGAGCAUUUUUAAAAAUGUAUUGAAAUAAUACGACAACACUGAUGGCCAUCUAAGACAUCGGGCCUAAAUAAUAAAUACAAAUUAAAAUAUUUGGGACCAAGUUAUCCAAGUCUUCGUGAUUGAUGAACAUGUAUUUAUUUUUUUAAUAAUCCCUCAUUAUUGCUUGGUCAACAUAAAUUUAACCUGUGUGUUUUGGAUACUGUAGACAUCCAUUGAAUUGUAAUGUUUUCUUCCCAGUGAUUGUAUUGCUAAAAUUCAGUGCAGACAUGGUUGUACACUAUCAUCCAUUACGUGUGUAAAGUUUUAAAAAGCAAUUUGUUUCUUCAGCCAUUCACUUCUAAACAGUAAGAGUUGUGUGUGACCCUGUCCAAUCAAAUAAAUAUGUGAUAGUCGUGUUAUGAUACGGAGUUGUAUUCUCUAAUCAAUUCAUCCCAUACAAGUCAUAUUCCAGAAAGUAUCUGUUGACUCGAUAUUAAAUCAUUUUCUUCUUUCAGUACAGUUUUUAGCCAGUAUUUAUUUUAAUUAUAGCAGAAAAAGAAAAUAGCCUCUUCUGUUUUUUUAACUUGCAGUGUUAAACAGAAUAAAAAGUAUUCAAUUUGUUUGCUGGAAAUAGGUACAGAUUGAGGAAAGUUUAAUUUUUUUAAAUUAUUUCUUUUUACAGUAUUAUUUUGUACAGGUAGCUAAUAUUUCUACCUCUGAAACCAGUGUAUUCCCCAACCUGUUCUGUAAACUUCAUAACAUUAAUGUUUUUGUUUUAAAUGAUAUUUGGGGUUAACUUAUACCAAGUGGCAGGUUUAGCUUUCAUGUUUGAAUUCUUUUUUUAAUUAAUAUAACUUUAAAACUAAUAAAUAAUAAUUGCCUUCAUUUGCUCAAGGAUCAGUGGACCCAGGUGUACGCCCCAUUCUCCAUAUACCAGUACAGGUAUUGUACAAACAAGGAUCGGUGGACCUAGGUGUAUGCCCCAUUCUCCAUAUACCAGUACAGGUAUUGUACAAACAAGGAUCGGUGGACCCAGGUGUACGCCUCAUUCUCCAUAUGCCAGGACGGGUAUUGUACAAACAAGAAUCGGUGGACCCAGGUGUCUCCCCAUUCUCCAUAUACCAGUACAGGUAUUGUACAAACAAGGAUCGGUGGACCCAGGUGUCGCCCCAUUCUCCAUAUACCAGUACAGGUAUUGUACAAACAAGAAUCGGUGGACCCAGGUGUCGCCCCAUUCUCCAUAUACCAGUACAGGUAUUGUACAAACAAGGAUCGGUGGACCCAGGUGUACGCCCCAUUCUCCAUAUACCAGUACAGGUAUUGUACAAACAAGGAUCGGUGGACCCAGGUGUACGCCCCAUUCUCCAUAUACCAGUACAGGUAUUGUACAAACAAGGAUCGGUGGACGCCCCAUUCUCCAUAUACCAGUAUUGUACAAACAAGGGUCGGUGGACCCAGGUGUACGCCCCAUUCUCCAUAUACCAGUACAGGUAUUGUACAAACAAGGAUCGGUGGACCCAGGUGUACGCCUCAUUCUCCAUAUGCCAGGACGGGUAUUGUACAAACAAGAAUCGGUGGACCCAGGUGUCUCCCCAUUCUCCAUAUACCAGUACAGGUAUUGUACAAACAAGGAUCGGUGGACCCAGGUGUCGCCCCAUUCUCCAUAUACCAGUACAGGUAUUGUACAAACAAGAAUCGGUGGACCCAGGUGUCGCCCCAUUCUCCAUAUACCAGUACAGGUAUUGUACAAACAAGGAUCGGUGGACCCAGGUGUACGCCCCAUUCUCCAUAUACCAGUACAGGUAUUGUACAAACAAGGAUCGGUGGACCCAGGUGUACGCCCCAUUCUCCAUAUACCAGUACAGGUAUUGUACAAACGAGGAUCGGACCCAGGUGUACGCCCCAUUCUCCAUAUACCAGUACAGGUAUUGUACAAACAAGGAUCGGUGGACCCAGGUGUACGCCUCAUUCUCCAUAUGCCAGGACGGGUAUUGUACAAACAAGAAUCGGUGGACCCAGGUGUCGCCCCAUUCUCCAUAUACCAGUACAGGUAUUGUACAAACAAGAAUCGGUGGACCCAGGUGUCGCCCCAUUCUCCAUAUACCAGUACAGGUAUUGUACAAACAAGGAUCGGUGGACCCAGGUGUACGCCCCAUUCUCCAUAUACCAGUACAGGUAUUGUACAAACAAGGAUCGGUGGACCCAGGUGUACGCCCCAUUCUCCAUAUACCAGUACAGGUAUUGUACAAACGAGGAUCGGACCCAGGUGUACGCCCCAUUCUCCAUAUACCAGUACAGGUAUUGUACAAACAAGGAUCGGUGGACGCCCCAUUCUCCAUAUACCAGUAUUGUACAAACAAGGGUCGGUGGACCCAGGUGUACGCCCCAUUCUCCAUAUACCAGUACAGGUAUUGUACAAACAAGACCCUGGAUAUUAACAACAAAACAUGGAUCGUAUUGCCCCAGAUUUUGUUUUAGUUUAUACAUGUAGUUUUAUACAUUCAUACGUGACAUUUCAAAUAUGUCCCACCAGACAGGUGAAAACAAAGUUGUGUUUUCUUUUUGUUUUUACAAUUUGCAAAUCAAAAUUUGUGAAUUUUGUUAUUUUAACAAACAUAAUUGUAUCAGUGAAGAUGGUAUCUGUUUGAAAACAUGAAAUCCUGAUUUGUAUGUGUGUAUGUUGGUAUAUUAAAGGUCAUGGUAUGUACUGUCCUGUCUGGAAAGUGCAUAUAAAUGUAUGUUGUGAAUAAAUGGUUUAUCACUGA